This is a messenger RNA of Beta vulgaris subsp. vulgaris (sugar beet), 1866 nucleotides long. RefSeq names its product polyol transporter 5. The record is from RefSeq and is a predicted model, not a curated record. Gene Ontology annotation, biological process: transmembrane transport. The transcript is spliced from 3 exons. Gene Ontology annotation, molecular function: carbohydrate transmembrane transporter activity. NCBI's taxonomy places the organism in Eukaryota, Viridiplantae, Streptophyta, Magnoliopsida, Caryophyllales, Amaranthaceae. Gene Ontology annotation, cellular component: membrane. The coding region runs from base 300 to 1787 and encodes 495 amino acids.
AAUCACAUUAAUUACACUUGACAGAUUUUUUUUUUUUUUUACACUUCAUGCUGUUGAGAUGCUAAUUACUCUGUUGCCUAUUAUUGCCAUAAAAACACACAAUUUUUCCCUCUUCUCUAAAAAUAUAUUAUUUCCUUUAUAAAAAAAAGAAUAUACUUAAUAGUUUUUCCAAAACUGUGAUUUUUUUUCUCAUUAAAAACCUUUCUGAAUUUGGCAUGCACUCUGAGUGAUAAUCCAACCUAACAAGUGAAAGAAGAAAAUCAUAUUUUAGAGAGAAUUUCAAUAUCUUCAGAAAAAAGAUGGAGGAAAUUGAAGUUGAAGAUCAAUCAAAAACAAGGGAAGCUCAUAAUAAAUCAAGGGUGAAGAUGAAUAAGUAUGCUCUUGGUUGUGCUCUCUUGGCUUCUACCAACUCAAUAUUACUUGGCUAUGAUAUUGGAGUAAUGAGUGGAGCAGUUCUAUACAUAAAAGAGGACCUAAAAAUCAGCUCAACCCAAGAAGAAAUCCUAAUAGGUUCCCUCAAUGUAUGCUCCCUAAUAGGAUCCCUUCUCUCAGGCAAGACUUCAGACAUGAUUGGACGACGAUACACCAUCGUCUUAGCAGCCACAACCUUCUUCAUAGGUGCCCUCCUAAUGGGGCUAGCCCCUUCCUACCCUUUCCUGAUGGCAGGCCGUGUCGUGGCGGGUAUAGGAGUAGGCUACUCCCUCAUGAUAGCUCCCGUCUACACAGCUGAGAUAUCACCAGCUAUGACAAGAGGAUUCCUAGGCUCAAUGCCUGAGGUUUUCAUAACUAUAGGAAUAUUGCUUGGUUAUGUUGUGAACUAUGCCUUUUCUGGGAUACCAAAUCAUUGGAAUUGGAGGGUGAUGCUGUUGUUAGCUGCUGUUCCUGCUGUAGGUAUUGGAAUGGGAGUGAUUGUUAUGCCUGAAUCACCAAGGUGGCUUGUCAUGAAGAAAAGGUUGAUCGAGGCGAAAACUGUUUUGGUUAAUACGUCUGAGAAUGAGGAGGAAGCUGAAGUUAGGCUUAGGGAGAUCACUAGAGCUUGGGAGCUUCAUGAAUCAAGUUCAUUUGUGGGGCAAAGUGUAUGGAAGGAGCUCUUAUGGAAGCCAACACCAGCAACUCGCCGAAUCCUAAUUGCUGCCAUUGGUAUCAACUUCUUCAUGCAAGCUUCCGGCAACGACGCCGUAAUCUACUAUCUUCCAGAGGUCUUUAAGGCCGCCGGAAUUAAGAAGAAGAAGCAACUCUUUGCCAUCAAUGUCAUAAUGGGAACAGCCAAAGCUACCUUUGUUAUGAUCUCAGCUCUUUUCUUAGACAAAUAUGGUAGAAGACCUCUUCUUCUAUUGGGCUCAGCUGGUAUGGUUAUAGCCUUAUCCACAUUAGGCCUUGGGUCCAUGUUUUUUGAACAUACGGCCCAUAAGCCUACUUGGGCCAUUGUUAUUUGUGUCAUAGCUGUUUGUGCUGAUGUUUCUUUCUUCUCUAUUGGGCUUGGGCCUAUCACUUGGGUUUACUCAUCAGAAGUUUUUCCAAUGAGGCUUCGGGCCCAAGGGACUAGUUUGGCAGUGUCUGUGAAUAGGUUGGUUAGUGGAGUUGUGUCAAUGACAUUUUUGAGUGUUACAAAAAAGAUAACAUUUGGUGGGGUGUUUUUUAUAUUGGCUGGAAUUAUGGUUUUGGGGACAGUUUUUUUCUUCUUUUUUAUGCCAGAAACUAAAGGGAAAAGUUUGGAGGAAAUAGGGAAAUUGUUUGAAGAUAAGAAAACUAGUGAUGAGGGAAGUGAUGAAAUGAGUGGGACUUGAAAUUACUAUAUUUUUACUACUAAAUGGCUAAUUUAUUGUAUCAAAGUGUUUAUGUUUGAUCAUAAUGGUUCAUUUUUCA